CAGACGGUGCUAGUGGUUCCGGCUCAGACAGAGUGAAGACAUGGCGUCUUCCAUGGAGCUGAUGUGCUGGGGAGGAGACUGGGGGCUGCCCUCUGUCCACACCGACUCUCUCAUCGUGCUGGCAUAUGCCAAAUUUUCACGGGCUCCACUGAAUGUGCACUUCAUUAAUAAUCCCUGGAAAUCACCCACAGGUGAUAUUCCAGUAUUGAUUUAUGAUAAUAAGAACUUUGUGCAACCUGAUAGUAUUCUGAAUUUUCUACGAAAACAGAAGUACAACGCUGACUACGAACUGACAGCUACACAGGGAGCGGACACGCUGGCAUUCAUUGCACUGAUUGAGGAGAAACUUCGCCCAGCUUUGCUGCAUGCUUUCUGGGUGGACAUCGAGAAUUACUGCAAUCUGACGCGUCCAUGGUUUGCUUCGAGAAUUCCCUUUCCGUUGAAUUUCUACAUACCAGGGCAGAUGUCGAGGUGUGCCAUGAAUCAGAUUGUUCUGUCCAGGGGUGAACCUCCUUUCUUCAACAUCAAGGAGGUGGAAACACAGAUAUACCGAGAUGCGAAGGAAUGUCUGAACCUUCUGUCUUAUAGAUUGGGAACAUCUAAUUUCUUCUUUGGGAAAACACCAACGAGCUUUGAUGCCUUUGCCUUUGGAUUUCUGGCUCCGCUCUAUAAAGCAGAGCUGCCUAACGCCCACCUGCAGAAGCAUUUGCAUCAGCUCCCAAACCUGUGCCACUUCUGUGACCACAUCUUGACUCAGUACUUCGCACAAAGCUCUGCAGUCACCUCUGAGGAAAUGAUGGAUGAAAACCUGCAGAAGCUAACCCAACUUGUCAACAAGGAAUGCAACUUAAUCGAAAAGAUGGACGACAAUCUUCGCAACAGCCCCCAACAUAAACCCCAGGGAGCACCCCCCUCUUUAAAAGUGACAACCGCGACCAGUGAAGUGAACUCCUCGCAGCACUGACACGCCUUGACUGGCCUUGUUGCAGGGACGUAUAUAUAUGCAGCAAGUCGGGGGUUUAGCAGAUCUUUCACAGUUGCUACAGACACAGGAGGAGGGAGGUGGAGAUGGGAGGUAAACAAAGAGACCUUCUCAAGGGGGUCUGAAACUGAACAUGGGCUGAAGAAGCCGUCUAGAAACCACGCACAAAUCACCGGAGCUCGAUUCUAAUUCAGCGUCCGGGACUGAAGAAGCAGCAGCGUCUGUUCCGAUGCGACGCCUCAGGCCUGCUUCUGAAUGUUGCUUUUAAACGUUAAAUUUAAGAUCAUGUGAUAGGAGUAGAAUUAGGCCAUUCGGCCCAUCAAGUCUACUCCGCCAUUCAAUCAUGGCCGAUCUAUCUCUCCCUCCUAGAGACCGAUCAGCCACGACAGACUUAACCUGUUCACUGACAAUAGACGUAUGUGGUGCAUAUUAGGUUCCAAUGAAUGGUAUGCAUGGAACCAGAUUAGUGAAUGUAAUAGCUGCUGACAUGCCGGUUUUGAUUGCUUCACCAAGUGGCUGCCAAUUUUGGAGACAUCAGUGUUUCCUAGAAUACUCCUCUGUUUCCCCUUUCCUGUUUGCAAUAGACUAUAGCUGACCAACACUGGUCUGAAUGUGCCAGCUACACAUAGACUUCUUGCAGCGCUCAUUACUGGGAGCUUGUUGGAACUGCACAGGUAUUAACCUUGGGUAAUCUAUCUAAAAUGCCCCAGUUACUAUCCCUCAAUCAAUGCAAUGCUGACUUUGUAGCGUUGUAGGCACCUUUAGUGUAGAAUUAUAAAGAAUUGUAAUUUUA
Amblyraja radiata (thorny skate) is the source of this 1775-nucleotide messenger RNA. RefSeq names its product metaxin 3 (gene mtx3). The transcript has 9 exons. Lineage: Eukaryota; Metazoa; Chordata; Chondrichthyes; Rajiformes; Rajidae. Gene Ontology annotation, cellular component: SAM complex; cytoplasm. Bases 41 to 964 code for a protein of 307 amino acids. The record is from RefSeq and is a predicted model, not a curated record. Gene Ontology annotation, biological process: mitochondrion organization.